AUGCAGAACAUUGUGCGCCAUAUAUUAACUUUCUUUCGGAAGAGGACCGAAUCUGAAGGAAAGCUCCAGAUUCAAGAUAACUCCAAGUUGAAGUCUGUCCAGGGAAUUGUGACCCGUCUCUGUACCGACUAUGGCUGGAUUAAUGAGUCUAUCUUUUUCAAUACUGAUGUGGUGUAUGGAAAUGUUCCUGUGAAUGUUGGAAUGAGUGUCAUUGCUCUCGUGGAAGAAGAUCAAACAACUCAUGCACUGAAAACCAUCAAAGUGAAAGCUAUGUCUGAUCCUAUUUAUGGUAUUGAACCAUCAGAAUUUGACAAACGACUUUGCAUUAAGUGUGUGACUUAUGCAACACAGGACAACAUCUAUAUCAGCAAGGGAACUUUUUUCCCCAUGAAACUUCUUUCUGGAGGAUUUUUGCCUUUUAAAGGAGAUUUGUUGCUGGUUGAGUAUUCCUUGAAGCCAGGUACUUCAAACAUCACUAUCCACUCCUUGAGCCUCCUCAACACACAGACUAUAGAUGAGGUCUGUGUGACCAGCCUUGACGGAAGAACUGGCGUGGUGGAAACCAGCAUCUUUUUCACAUUGGAUUCCCUCCAGAAGCCUAAAGGUUAUAUACCAGAGCUCUAUGACAUCGUGAAUGUGGUUGCUGUGGACAGCAUUCAGCCACACUGUUCUCGGAGAGCAGUAUCAAUGUUCCCAGCAGAAAUGUGUAUUGGCCAAGCCUUAUAA
Phodopus roborovskii (desert hamster) is the source of this 726-nucleotide messenger RNA. Its product is annotated as cancer/testis antigen 55-like. The coding region runs from base 1 to 726 and encodes 241 amino acids. The transcript has 5 exons. Lineage: Eukaryota; Metazoa; Chordata; Mammalia; Rodentia; Cricetidae. The record is from RefSeq and is a predicted model, not a curated record.